UCCCAGAAAAUGGCGAAGAACUACGAUUAUCUAUUUAGGCUUCUGCUGGUCGGUGACAGCUCUGUCGGAAAGACCUGCAUAAUUGUACGUUUUACAGAAAAUACCUUUACUCCUUCAUAUAUCACGACCAUUGGUAUAGAUUUCAAAAUAAGGACGAUUGAAAUCGAUGGCAGAAAGGUCAAACUUCAGAUAUGGGACACCGCUGGCCAAGAGAGAUUCUACACAAUUACUGCCACAUGUUACCGCAGAGCAAUGGGAAUCAUGUUAGUGUAUGACGUCACGAGCGAAAAGUCCUUCAAGGGCGUGGCAAGCUGGAUCAGCAAAAUUGCAGAAAACUGCGACAAAAACAUCAAUAAAAUCCUACUCGCUAACAAGUGUGACCUGAAGGAAAAGCGGGAAAUUACACGAGAGAGGGGCGAGGAACUAGCUGGUAGACUUGGGAUUCCUUAUGUAGAAAUAAGCGCGCUGUCAAAUUUAAAUGUGGAGGAAGCAUUCGCAACAUUAGCGAAAGACAUAUUUAAUAGCCUGUCGCAUUCUGGAGAAAAUGGAGAAACUGAGAACGAUUUUAAGCCAGCGAAAAAGUCAUCUUGUAUGUCGUGCUGACGUCAUUUGCCAUUUUUCAGUGAAAUGAACCAAAUAAUUUUACAUCUCCCUCAAAAUGAAGCCACCAGAAUUAUUUGCUUUAUAGGAGGGGCUGUAAAGUUUCUAUCGUGAAUAGUUUUAGGUUAGAAGAAAGAGAAGUAUAUGUAUGAAAUGCUAUAAAAAAUGUAGAUCACCUACUGAUACUGUAAUUUAUUAUUGCAGUUUAUUUAAUCUUUUUUUUGGUUCAGCUGGUGCACGUGCAAUUCGUCUGGACUGUUAGAUAUAGUAAUAUAGUAAUAUAGUUAUAGUUAUAGUAAUAGUAAUAGGGCUGAGUCGAGUCCAAUUCGGUCUGUAAUCGUAGGAGUGAUAAUUAACAAAAUGGACGACUGCGAAGCGGAAGUCCGAUUUGUUAAUUACGAGUAUCAUUAAUAGAUGAAAUCAGUCGGUUCAGCUUACACACGUGGAUGGCGGUUUUAGUUGACUUGGCGAUGUUAGCAUAGUCGACAGAUUCCUGAAAAACAUAUCCUUGCCUUAGUAAUGCAAGUUUAAUUGGUUUUUGAGUGAAACAUGAUAUAUCUUUUUUCUUCUAUUUAACUGUUUCUAACCUUUUUAAAAUUAUUUGCCAGAUAUCACA
Molecule: messenger RNA, 1216 nt
Organism: Pocillopora damicornis (cauliflower coral)
Lineage: Eukaryota; Metazoa; Cnidaria; Anthozoa; Scleractinia; Pocilloporidae
Product: ras-related protein Rab-8B
Molecular function (GO): GTP binding; GTPase activity
Source: RefSeq, a predicted model, not a curated record